ACAGAUAGAAGGCAGUGUGUUGAGGCUCUGCAGGCAGGAGGUGUUUGAAGAACCAUGUCAGCUCCUCCAGUGAUGUCAAGAAGAAUCCCUUUCGCUUUUAUUCGAUGUUUGCCUCCAAAACAGUUGUGAACAUGCACGCUGUAAUAACUCAUUCUCACUGCAGGGAACUUUUUUUCACGAGCAAAGCAUCGGACUUAAGUGUGGAUUUGUUCCAAGUUUUCCUCGCUGCCCGACAGAACUGAUGAAACCCUCUUCAGAGCGACGGGUUUAUGGACUCGCGUAUUAGCUAAUGAUGUCUAUGGGUUUCAUGCCUGACAGUCUGAAUGCCUCAGAUCCCUCCAAAUCGGCCUUCCUAGAAUUUGGCCACGGACAUCCGGCACACCAGCAGCACUCCCCCGGACUCUCUCACAUUUACCCCGUUCAUGGCUUGCAUGCUGCUGGGCAUUCCCAGCACGAAAGUUCUUUUCCUGGCAGCGCGACCUAUGGCCGCUCUUUUGGCUACGCCUACCCCGGCGCGGUAAGCACUCAUGCCCCGUCUGCUUACAUGUCCUACCAGCACAGCAACAGCAGCAGUCUGGCCCACAGCAGAUUAGAGCACACAGGUCGCGAAAAGUCCACGGUGAUUGAAAGCAGGGACAUUCGUCUAAAUGGUAAAGGGAAGAAAAUCCGGAAGCCUCGGACCAUCUAUUCCAGUCUUCAGCUGCAGGCUCUGCACCAGCGCUUCCAGCAGACCCAGUACCUGGCCUUACCGGAGCGCGCCGAUCUGGCGGCCAAACUGGGACUCACCCAGACUCAGGUUAAAAUAUGGUUUCAGAAUAAGCGCUCCAAGUAUAAAAAGAUCAUGAAGCAUGGCAGCGGAUCAGAGGGAGAACAUCUCCACAGCACUAGCUCCAUCUCGCCCUGCUCCCCCGGGCUGCCCCAGCUUUGGGACGUCUCCAUGGCGAACAAAGGAGCCCAAAUGCACCCAAACAAUUACAUGAACAGUUUUGGUCACUGGUAUCCAAACCACCACCACCCUCCUCACCAGGACGCGGUGCCCAGGGCUCAGAUGAUGUGAGUGGGUUGUUUCGUGCGGGCCAGGCGCUCGGCCUAUGAAGCGCACUUCACACUGAACUCGCUGGUUUCUCUCGAGGCCUCCUCUCAGAACUGAAUUGUGUUUAAAUAGUGUGUUUGAUAGAUCUUGUUCAUAUAUGUAUUAGAUUUGUUAUAAUGUCACUGCAUCUUCUGGUGCACGGCUUCGACUCUCUGAAAUAUGGACUUAGUGUGUGUGCAGUUUAUCAAGAGACUCUGGAUAGAGGCAUUUAAAAUAUAGUGUGUGCAUGGGUCUACUUUAUUAGCAAAGGCGUUUCAGGUGGUCCAGAAUUCUGCAAAUAAAUAGCUGUUGGAUGGACAUUAUUGUGAUUAAUCUUUUGUGUGACGUGUUUGUUUUGGUUGCAGCUUUUAUCAGGGAAAUGUUUUUACUGUCAAAUAUAUACGUGUAAGUAAGUAAAUGGACGUGUGAUUUUAUCCAUCAAACUGUUAAAGAGCCGGUGAAUUACAGAAGUCUAAAUUAAUGACAACUGCAUUCAUCUGCAAGACUCCUGAACAAAAGCGUAAAGGCGUCCAUGAGCUGUGGAUAAAGUACAGUAUCUCGCCCGGCUACUGUAAUGUGCAGAGUUCUGUUAACCACCCACAGCUCAGUCCGUGAGAUAAUUCAUAGCUGGGACAUCAGCUGUCUUUUGUCCGUCAACACUCCUGCUGAUGGACGAAAAUCUGCUUGGAUACAUUCCAGUCAUGUUUGAAAAAAAACACCUGCGGAUUGAUUCAUGAUUAAAAGUUAAAAAUAAAUAAAUA
Molecule: messenger RNA, 1833 nt
Organism: Sander lucioperca (pikeperch)
Lineage: Eukaryota; Metazoa; Chordata; Actinopteri; Perciformes; Percidae
Gene: dlx4b
Product: distal-less homeobox 4b
Exons: 4
Coding region: 290-1057 (255 amino acids)
Biological process (GO): cell differentiation; negative regulation of transcription by RNA polymerase II; embryo development
Molecular function (GO): DNA-binding transcription factor activity, RNA polymerase II-specific; RNA polymerase II cis-regulatory region sequence-specific DNA binding
Source: RefSeq, a predicted model, not a curated record